Fusarium pseudograminearum CS3096 is the source of this 1062-nucleotide messenger RNA. RefSeq lists its product as uncharacterized. Gene Ontology annotation, biological process: D-sorbitol catabolic process. Bases 1 to 1062 code for a protein of 353 amino acids. The record is from RefSeq and is a predicted model, not a curated record. Gene Ontology annotation, molecular function: zinc ion binding; L-iditol 2-dehydrogenase (NAD+) activity. NCBI's taxonomy places the organism in Eukaryota, Fungi, Ascomycota, Sordariomycetes, Hypocreales, Nectriaceae. The transcript has 2 exons.
AUGUCCAGCAACCUCUCCUUCGUCCUCAACAAACCAGGCGACGUCUCCUUCGAGGAACGUCCCAAGCCCUCCCUCGCAAGCCCCCACGAUGUCCUCGUCGCCGUCAACUACACCGGCAUCUGCGGUUCCGACGUCCACUACUGGGUCCACGGCUCCAUCGGCAAGUUUGUCGUCGAGGACCCUAUGGUUCUAGGCCACGAGUCUGCCGGAACUGUUGUUGAGGUUGGCGACAAGGUCAAGACCCUCAAGGCCGGUGAUCGCGUCGCUCUCGAGCCUGGAUACCCUUGCCGUCGCUGCCAGAACUGCCUCGCUGGCAAGUACAACCUCUGCCCUGAUAUGGUCUUUGCCGCUACGCCGCCUUAUCAUGGUACCUUGACUGGUUUCUGGUCUGCUCCCGCCGACUUUUGCUUCAAGCUUCCCGAUAACGUUUCUCUUCAAGAGGGAGCUUUGAUUGAGCCUCUCGCCGUCGCUGUCCACAUCGUCAAGCAGGCGCGCGUCAAGCCCGGUGACUCUGUCGUCGUCAUGGGCGCUGGUCCCGUCGGUCUGCUCUGCGCCGCCGUCGCAAAGGCCUACGGUGCUUCCAAGAUUGUCAGUGUCGACAUUGUUCAGAGCAAGCUCGAUUUCGCCAAGGACUUUGCUUCCACACACGUUUACGCCUCUCAGCGCAUCGCGCCCGAGGAGAACGCCAAGAACAUCUGUGAUCUGGCCGGUCUUCCUGACGGCGCCGAUGUAGUUAUCGACGCGAGUGGUGCCGAGCCCUCAAUCCAGGCUUCCAUCCACGUCAUCAAGAAUGGCGGAAGCUACGUUCAGGGCGGUAUGGGCAAGGCCGAUAUUACUUUUCCCAUCAUGGCUUUCUGCAUCAAGGAGGCUACCGCGAGCGGAUCAUUCCGAUAUGGCGCUGGCGAUUACCCUCUUGCUGUUGAGCUUGUUGCUACCGGCAAGGUGGAUGUCAAGAAGCUCAUCACUGGUAUUGUUGACUUUAAGCAGGCCGAGGAGGCUUUCAAGAAGGUCAAGGAGGGAGAGGCGAUCAAGGUUCUUAUCAAGGGGCCUAAUGAGCAGUAA